AACCCUCUAAUGAGACAACUACUACGCGUUUGCAAUGACAAAAACUUUUCGCGACGAAGGAAACGAGGAUUGUAGUAGGCCCCCGCAUUGUGCACCGUCGGCGGACGUGCGCCAAUCCAAACCACCAGUAGUCCUAAACAAACAUUUUUAUCUGCCAAAGCCAAACACAGCCGGCGGCCUAAUCAUUUCCUUAGUUUCCGUUCCCAUAUACUGUCAGACCGCUCCAGUCUCACCAUACCCAAUUCGAAUCCACAGCUGCAGCGACCGAUCGCAAGGAAAGGAGAAAGAAAAACCCCGUCAUCGAUUUCAACUCUCCAUCGUUUCAGCAGUCAGUCAGUCGUCUACCAAGUCACGACGACGAUGGCGGCAGAGUCACCUUUCAGGCCGGAGAUACUCAAGGGGAAGGUGGCUCUGUUGACUGGAGGCGCCUCCGGGAUCGGCUACGGGAUAUCCCUCGAGCUCGGGAAACACGGCGCCUCCAUCGCCGUCAUGGGCCGCCGCAAACACAUCGUCGAUUCCGCAGUCUCGUCCCUCCGAUCCCUCGGCGUCCCCGCGACGGGGUUCGCCGGAGACGUUCGGAAUAGAGAAGACGCGGCCAGAGCAGUGGAAGGGACGGUGAAGCAUUUUGGGAGGCUUGAUAUCCUCGUGAACGCCGCAGCUGGGAAUUUCCUCACGCCGGCCGAGCAUCUCUCUCCUAAUGGCUUCAAAACAGUGAUGGACAUCGACGCCGUCGGGACAUUCACAAUGUGUCACGAAGCAGUGAAGUAUCUGAAGAAAGGAGGAGAAGGCAAAGACCCUUCGCACGUUGGUGGCACCAUAAUCAACAUUAGCGCAACUCUACAUUACACUGCAACUUGGUACCAAAUCCAUGUCUCUGCUGCCAAGGCAGCAGUGGACAGCGUUACACGCAGCCUGGCGCUGGAGUGGGGAACAGACUACGACAUAAGAGUGAACGGGAUCGCUCCAGGUCCGAUUCAGGACACUGCUGGUGUCAGCAAGCUGGUGCUGCCCAACAUAACCAAAGAGAACGACCCGCUGUUCCGGCUGGGGGAUAAAUGGGACAUCGCCAUGGCAGUCCUCUACCUAGCAUCUGAUGCAGGGAAAUUCGUGAACGGGACGACUAUGGUGGUGGACGGAGGGCAGUGGCUGAGCAAACCCAGGAGUUUGGGGAAGGAGGAUGUGAAGCAGCUGUCGAAAGUUGUUGAGAAGAGGUCCAGAGAGGCACCAGUUGGCGUCCCAAAGAGCAACCUGUGAGAAACAUCAUCAUCGUCUCGUCCUUUCUUCUCUACUGGUGUUUUCCCAAGGAAAGGAAUAGAUACAAAGAAUGGCACAUCACCAUCCUCAUGAUUCCUGAUUAUUGUUGCCUUCUUCCACAGAAACGGACUACCGUUGUUCUUUGGUCUUGAUUACUGUUUUUAAUAAGGUCUUUGUUUAGAUGAAUAUCAUCCUAUGGAUGCUACUAGUCCUAUUUUCCAUUGCCUCAUCAACACAAGAAGCUGGAGUUCACAUUACAAACCUUAUUGGUGAAGAUGAAACUAUCAACCACAUGGAACUCAAUCAAAUCCACCUGGAGUUAGUGAGAAGAGCUGAGGUUGAAGGAUUUGUCAAAUUCGAGACGAAAACCAACUAGUGACAAACCUCUACACAGCUAUAUACUGUAUUCGGCCAGAUGAUCUGCACCGAUCCGAUGCAUUCACUAAUCAAAACCUACUGUUAAUGCAGUUACCAUAUAUGUAUAUCAAGGGAUCG
Messenger RNA from Linum tenue, 1749 nucleotides. The record is from the annotation of a GenBank genome assembly. Lineage: Eukaryota; Viridiplantae; Streptophyta; Magnoliopsida; Malpighiales; Linaceae.